AUGCCUUACACACCUGCAGCCGCUUUUCCUGUUCGCAUCAAUACGAAGAAAAAGAGGGUCAAGAAAUCUGAGGUGUCUGAAUUGGCCCCCGUGCCGCGAGAGUCACAGAUACCCCAAAAAGAGAAAGCUCAUCAUCUGUCUCAGGUAAUGGAGGGCUGCGUGCACAGCUCCACUGUACAUGGUACAAGAAUCAAUGGCAGCCGCCACCACGUAGCGGGCUCUCCCGAGAGGACCGGAGAGAUAACCCCUGCAGAGCGCCGCUUCUGUGCCGAGAAUGAAUACCCCGCCCGGUUCACCUUGCAGGAAAUCGAAAUCGACAUAGGCUCGUGGAUGUGCCUCGCAUGUCCCACUUCGACCCGCAAAUGUCUGGACUGCAAACAAUACGAAGGCCACGAAGACUCCCUGAUCAUCGCCAUUCAUGGCGAAUGUCUCACUGAAAAGACCAGAAAGCGUUCAGCAAUCGGAGUAUUCUACGGCCGUGGCAACGCUGGCAAUAUCUCGUGGCCCAUUCCAGGCAAGGACGACCACAGUCACACGACCCAGAUCGCCGAGUUGACUGCCUGCCUGCGGGCCUUGCGCAAUGCAACCUCCAUCAUCGAGAAACGCCGCAACAUGACGCAGAAGGGCAAGGUCCUCAUGCCGCUGAAUACCUUCGUUAUCAAAACAGACUCCGAGUACCUCGUCCGCAGCUUGACGGAGUGGCUGCCGAAGUGGAAGAAGAAUGGAUGGAAAACUUGCAAGGGCGUUCCAGUUGCUAAUGCUGAUAUGUUCAAGCUGGCAGAAACUGGUAUCAUCAUGGUUGAGACGGUCGUUCAGGUUAAAUUCUGGCUUGUGCCCAAGGAGAACAACCUGGAGGCUACUUGCCUGGCAAAGAUGGCUUUCGCGGAGGGAUGA
Molecule: messenger RNA, 894 nt
Organism: Penicillium expansum
Lineage: Eukaryota; Fungi; Ascomycota; Eurotiomycetes; Eurotiales; Aspergillaceae
Exons: 2
Coding region: 1-894 (297 amino acids)
Biological process (GO): DNA replication, removal of RNA primer
Molecular function (GO): RNA-DNA hybrid ribonuclease activity; nucleic acid binding
Source: RefSeq, a predicted model, not a curated record